UUUGUCAUCCAAAUUCAAAACUUCACAUCACACGUUCUUUUCGUGGUCUGUCGACGUUUUUGGUUCAGAUAAUCCACCAGUAUGCCUGAAGUAUCGAACGAGUUCAAAUUGAACCAAUGUGCCAAUGAUGGCAUAUCAUCAGUCAAGUUUGGUCCGAACACAUCUCAGUUUCUUCUGGUAUCGUCCUGGGAUGAGAGCGUUAGAUUGUACGACAUUGAGGCCAAUGUGAUGAGAACUAAAUACAAUCAUACCCACGCUGUUCUGGACUGCUGCUUUUAUGAUCAAACCCAUACCUACAGUGCAGGAUUAGAUCAUACGUUAAAAACAUUUGACAUCAACACAAGUACUGAGAGUGUAGUUGGUACACAUGAGUUACCAGUAAAGUGUGUAGAAUACUGCCCUGAGGUGAAUGUUAUUGUAACAGGUAGUUGGGACCAGACAGUAAAGCUAUGGGACCCAAGAACACCAUGUAAUGCAGGAUCCUUCUCACAACCAGAUAAGGUCUACACAAUGGCAGUUUGUGGGGACAGACUAAUUGUCGGCACAGCAGGACGCAAAGUUUUGGUCUGGGACCUGCGCAACAUGGGGUACGUCCAGCAGCGUCGAGAUUCCAGCCUGAAGUACCAGACUCGUUGUAUCCGUACAUUCCCUAACAAGCAGGGGUACGUCCUGAGUAGCAUCGAGGGGAGAGUAGCAGUGGAGUACCUUGAUCCCAGCCCAGAGAUUCAGAAGAAAAAAUAUGCCUUCAAAUGUCACCGCCUUAAGGUAGAGGGUGUAGAACAGAUCUACCCUGUUAAUGCUAUAGCGUUCCACAAUCGUCAUAACACCUUCGCUACUGGAGGAUCUGAUGGAUUCGUCAACAUCUGGGAUGGAUUCAAUAAGAAACGUUUGUGUCAAUUUCACCGUUAUCCGACAAGUAUAUCCUCGCUGGCAUUCAGUAAGGAUGGAUCCGUCUUGGCUAUUGCUUCAUCCUUCAUGUUUGAAGAAGGAGAACAAGAUCAUCCUGAAGACGCUAUCUACAUCCGAAGAGUUACAGACCAAGAAACAAAACCAAAAUAGACAUCAUCUCAUCAGGGGUGUAGGUGUGGGGGGGGGGGGGGGGGUGUAAUAUUCCUAGGUUCAGACACAUUCCUACAGUGUAGAGUAACUCUACCAUCAGGGCCCAAUUUCAUGCCUCUGCUUGUCAUCAGGGCUUGAAUUUGGAGGGAAAAUUCACAAGACUGCAGAGCUUUUGGCCCAGAAUUUUUACUGGACUGUAAUUUGUUUCACAAGACCAUAUUCAAAAUGACAAGACAGUUUUAACAUAAACUGUUUGUUUUUGUUUUGAGCAAAAUAGAUUGAUUGCAUUCGUCCGAUGGGUUUCAAGUAGACUUUGGUACUCUACAUAACUGAAGAUAUUCAUCAGCCUCAAAAUCUUGUUAUUUAUUUGUCCAGUUGUGAGUUUCUAGCCCGACACUAAAAUCACUGGUGGCCUCGGGCCUGUGGUGUUAAAUUCAAGCCCUGACCGCGUCCCAAAUUUAUGCGCUAGGUGUAAGCUAAGAAUGGCUAGUAAGGUGGAGUACGCAUGGGGAUAUGUGCACAAGCAAAAAACUUCCCUUCUUACCUGUGAAAUACGCUUGACAUAAGCACAAAAAUCCCUGCUUCUGUAAGCUUUGAUUCUUUGCUUACGGUUGGCAGAGCCGUGAAAUUGGGCUCAGAUCUGACAGUGCUGUUUUGCACGUUUGUAACGCCUUUUAUUUAGUUCAUAUGAUUGGCUUUGCAGUCCAAAGGAAACCAGUAUUUGCAUUUUGAAACAUGCAGCAGAACUAAUUAUCUCAAGUCAUUGUUAUUUUGUGAAUAGAUUUAAAUGUCUCAAAUGAAAAAUGUGGCAGUUUGUAAAUUCCCCCAUUUUGAGGGUUUUCUGAGGUCUAAAUGAUGCGAUUUAUCCUGGCUUGAGUAAUUGUUGCAAUGGGGAAUUAGUUUUAACUCUGAUAUUACUACAUCCUGUACAGUUUAACAUUUUGGCCUUGGUUUGUAUUAUGUAAAUAGUAAAGUUCCUUACAAUUCUUUCUAAGCAAAGAUGGUUUUUGUAUUGGAAUAAAAUCAAACCUCCAAAUGUUUGUGGUUUACAUAAGUUUUUUAAGUCUGCUAAUUAAUAAUACUAACAAUUGAUAAUAAAGUUUUGUACAGAACUUCUAACUGUGGGCCAGUGUGGACAAUCAUUCUUUGAAACAGAAGUCUUCAUUAGCUUUAAACCUUCCUCCAAAUAACCACAUUUAUUUGUCAACUUUAUUUACAACAUAAUACACUGAAAGCAUAGAGAGCAAAGAGAUGUUUCGGACAGGCACUUUCAGACGGGCGCUCCAGAGUCGUGCCAAACCAAACUCUGAAUAAGUACAUGAAAAGCUCGACCUCUGAAACAGUCGACCUCUGAAACAGUAAGGAGCGACUGGAAGCACUAGAAACCGAAAGAUCGAUGUACUUGUGAAUUAAGGGCUUUGGUUUCAGACAUCGAUCUUGUCACGAGCCGAGCCAAUAUAAAUGUUAUGUUAUGUUCAGAAACCAAAAUUUAUUUGGGUCAACUUAAGAGUUUCUAAUCUAUUUAGUUUGGCGUGUCUCUGCUGCGCCUGUCUGUAGGUGUUAGGCUGCCAUAAUGUCAGGCUCCCUGUGUGAGUCAACAUAUAUAACAAUCACCGAUUGUCAUUCAACCAAAUGGGACCAGACUUACCAUCCAGCUUCGGUUUCGUCUUAGCGAUUCAAAUAGGGAAAUCGCCAAGAUGGCCGCUGCACAAAGAUUCUUGAUUAACUCGGUGAAUUUUUGUUCAACAGAAAUACACUUUAAUUUGGAAAACAGAGGAAAAUUAUUAUGCAGAUGCAAAUUAAAUAAAGUAUUAACACGUACAUACAAAUUCCAACGAUUUUCAAUCGAAACCUGAGUGAAUAUGAUGUGUAAUUUCAACAUGUUUAUUUAUGCAAGUCGCCAUACACACAAGGCCUGAAGGCCACUUCAAGGUGUGGGCUACAAUUUUUUAUUUUUGCCAGGGGCCAGUGCCACCUACUCCUGGGGCUGAAACGGGGUUACCCCCUUUACAGUCCAUACGGAAGUAGGCUUGGGAAUCAUCCACGAGAAGCCUGGCUGGUACAGCAAAAAGCACUACCUCCCCAACUUUACAAAGCAAUCAUGGUUCAGUGUCUUGCCUAAGGACACAAAGUGUCAUGUCGGGACUCGAACCCACACUGCUGAUCAAACAUCAGAGCUUGAACCCGGUGUUCUUAACCGCUACGCCACGACACACCAUGAACAUAAGUUGUUCUUUUAGUUUGUAUUAUAAAGGCCUUGGCUUCACUCACACCAUACCUCUUUAAAGUAUAAAUAUUACAUGUUUAGUCAAAAUAACAAAAAAAAGGCUGUAUUCACACAAUUGUCAAAUGUGUUUCUGUAAACAAAGGAAGUUGUAUUGUAGAGAAACUGGGCUCUCUGAACACAGGCCUUACAUUGGACCAGAUAUUAAUCCUAAGCCGUAUCCAAAAUUGGCAGCUGCGGCUAAGACUGUUGCUAAGGAAAAACUAUACACCAAUUCAUGAUGACAUGGCAAUCUAGCCAAAGCCGUAGCCACAAUUUCAGACACUGCGAUGGGUUUACUAAUAAUAGGCUAUACAUUUGAAAUACAAUACACAUGGAACUCAAGAGAAGCAAUUCUCUUAGAAGUUCUUACAUUUAAUAUUUACAAGAAGCCCGGUUCUUACUUUCUGCGAAUGCGAAGCAAAUUUGACAUCACAAAUUCGCAACGAACAAUGCGCAUGAGUUUGGCUGUGCUCAACUCUUGCGAAGAACUCGCAGCAAAAACAGAGCUUUGACUUUGACAUCAAAUUCACUUUGCAGAAAGAUUACAGGAAGUAUGAACAAGGCUCGAGUUCUUUCAAGUUACUUUCACACUUUUUUAAAGAAAACUUUCAGUUUGCAGUUCUUUCUUUUGUUACCAAAGAACUUGAAACAUUGAUGGAAUAUUAUUGGUUUUUGGAUGAGUUAGUUCAUUCAAAGUGUUGUCAAAUAUAUUUCAUCUUUAUAAAUCAAUACAUUUGAUAAAAUACAGGAGCCGACUCCAUAGCCCGGUAAUAAAAAUAACUGGAUUUAAGUUUUGCUAAACUGCCCAAGUAAACGAGGUGAUGUUUAAAAGGCAGUGGACACUAUUGGUAAUUACUCAAAAUAAUUAUUAGCAUAAAACCUUACUUGGUAACGAGUGGC
Molecule: messenger RNA, 4225 nt
Organism: Asterias rubens (European starfish)
Lineage: Eukaryota; Metazoa; Echinodermata; Asteroidea; Forcipulatida; Asteriidae
Product: mitotic checkpoint protein BUB3-like
Exons: 7
Coding region: 82-1059 (325 amino acids)
Biological process (GO): mitotic spindle assembly checkpoint signaling
Cellular component (GO): kinetochore; bub1-bub3 complex; mitotic checkpoint complex
Molecular function (GO): ubiquitin binding
Source: RefSeq, a predicted model, not a curated record